Molecule: messenger RNA, 1428 nt
Organism: Gallus gallus (chicken)
Lineage: Eukaryota; Metazoa; Chordata; Aves; Galliformes; Phasianidae
Gene: CNPY3
Product: canopy FGF signaling regulator 3
Exons: 6
Coding region: 237-1235 (332 amino acids)
Cellular component (GO): endomembrane system
Molecular function (GO): signaling receptor binding
Source: RefSeq, a predicted model, not a curated record
AGCCCUGCUGGCGGCCGCGCGGGUGGUGCUGCUGAAGGCCGCGCUCCUCGACGCGCUGCUCACCGCCCUGCUCCUGGCCCGGCGCUGAGGGACCAGGCCGGCACCGCCGGGGAGGGCAGCGAGGAGUCCCCGGAACGAGGCUGGGAGACUCAGCCUGGGUGAGGGUGAGGGUGUGGGAGCGGAGAGGUGAGGCGCCCCUGGGAUGGGGGCCCGGAAUCACGGCGGGACACGGCGGGAUGGGCCCAACCGUGCGCUGGGACGUAGAAGGACCCUCCGCCACGGGUCCGCGGCAGGCGAGCAGAGGGGGCGGGGUUUACUCGGCGGGCCGGGCGGUGAUUGGUCGGGCAGGCAGAGCGGUGAUUGGCCGGGCAGGCCGGGCGGUGAUUGGCCGGGCGUGCCACGCGGGCCGCUGGGGUUGGUGGCGGCGGCGCGUUGCCGUGGCGACGGGGGCGGAGCGCAGGCCCGGAAGCGGAGCCAUGGCGGCGGAGGGCCCCGCCGCGCUGCUGCUGCUGCUGCUGGUGGCGGUGGCGGGCGGCGACGACGCGGACUGGGUGCGGCUGCCCAGCAAGUGCGAGGUGUGCAAAUACGUGGCAUUGGAGCUGAAAUCCGCCUUUGAAGAGACCGGCAAGACCAAGGAGGUGAUCGACACCAAGUAUGGCUUCUUGGAUGGGAAGGGGGCUGCCGUCAAGUACACACAGUCGGACAUCCGGCUCAUUGAGGUGACAGAGAACAUUUGCAAGAGGCUGUUGGACUACAACCUGCACAAGGAAAGGAGCGGCAGCAACAGAUUUGCAAAGGGUAUGUCGGAGACGUUUGAGACCCUGCACAACCUGGUGCACAAAGGCGUCAAGGUGGUGAUGGACAUUCCCUACGAGCUGUGGAACGAGACCUCUGCCGAGGUGGCGGAUCUCAAGAAGCAGUGCGACGUGCUGGUGGAGGAGUACGAAGACGUGAUCGAGGACUGGUACCGGCACCACCAGACCGAAGAUCUCUCCCAGUUCCUCUGUGCUGACCGUGUGCUGAAAGGGAAGGAUGCCAGCUGCUUAGCAGAGAAGUGGACCGGCAAGAAGGGAGACUUGGCGAGCGCGGGGGAGAAGCCGAGCAAGAAGAAGAGCGGGAAGAAGAAGAAGAAAGAGGGGAAGGAGCAAAGCGAGGGCGCCAGGAGCCUCCCGGAGGAGGAGAGCGGGGUGCAGGAAGCCGCCCCGCUCCCCCACAGCCCCACCGACGAGCUAUAGGCAGCGGCUCGCGAGGACUGAGCGGGGAGAAAGGCUCUCCCCCGUGCCACAGCCGCAGCUCCCGGCACACCACGGUACGGACUCGUUCCUCGCCACGGCGCGCCGGGCCGGGGCCGCGUCCUCCCAGCGCCCGCAGCGCGGCCGCCCGGGGCCCUCCGCCGCCGGGGCUGCGAAUAAAGACCUUUGUCGCGGA